Sclerotinia sclerotiorum 1980 UF-70 is the source of this 1014-nucleotide messenger RNA. RefSeq lists its product as hypothetical. The transcript is spliced from 3 exons. The record is from RefSeq and is a predicted model, not a curated record. The coding region runs from base 1 to 1014 and encodes 337 amino acids. Lineage: Eukaryota; Fungi; Ascomycota; Leotiomycetes; Helotiales; Sclerotiniaceae.
AUGGCAUUAACAGCAUCACAAAUAGAAGCAAUUGAGCGUCUAGCACCUAUCAAGUUCCACCAAAUCUUCAAAAUUCCAGCGACGGAAACCCACUCAGAGCUCAAGGUAUCCUAUGCCAUCGCAGGACCGUCAGAUGAGAAUGUACCGACUAUCCUCUUUGUUGCGGGUAUGUUAGGUAUACGAUGGCUGGCAUUUUUGUUUGAUCAUGUGGCAACAGUAGAGGGCGUUAGAGUUAUUUUGAUAGACAGGCCUGGAUUUGGGGGUUCCACUGCAGUCCCACUUCGAGACCGUUUGCCCGUUUAUCUUGAGACUAUUCCUCUUCUCCUCAAUAAUCUGAACAUCAAACAUGUUUCACUUGCAAGCCACAGUGCUGGGACAAUAUACGCUCUUAACAUUAUCGCCCGCCUUCCUCACAUUAUUUGUCCGAGUCGGCCCAGGAUCACUCUGCUUUCUCCAUGGGUCCAUCAAGAUCUGUCAUCGAAAACGUUCCUUCAGGUCGCUUCGAUGCUUCCAAAUAGUGUGAUCAAUCACUGGGGCUCGGUCAUUAAUUUCGUUUUGAACAACGCUACACCUAUGAUAGCAAGUUCAGGAGGAGUGUUUUCUGCUUUAAAGUCUUCCUUCUCUGCCCCAGGAGUUGCUGCAGAGACGCGGAGAGAGAUGGCAGAGCAGAAGAUCCGAGAGGGUUAUGGCGUAUCGAAAGAGACGAAAAAGGAGAUGGAUAGUUUACUGUUCAAGUGGGCAUUUCUAGAAGAUACGACGGGCCUAAAUGAUGAGGCAAGAUUAUGUUUGAAGAAGACAGAUGACUGUAGUUGGGAUGCUUGUGAGGAUUACGAAGAGAUGGUCAAAUCUUUGGCAGAGAUGUGGACCCAAAGGGUGGAAAGGAAACAAAGUGCGAUGCUGGAAGUAAAAAUCUACCUUGCUGAAGAUGACAUCAUGACUGGCGAGAAGGGAAAAGGGUACUUCCGGAAAUGUUGGACCAGUGAGGAUUGGGUUUCGGGAAUCAAAACCCAUUGA